AUCUUAGCCUUUUCGAUAUUCCCUCGUUACUUAAUAAUCCCAAAUCAGUAUUUCUUCUCCAGUUCCGUACUCUACAAUUCCCAAACAAUUUUCUUUCCUCUUCGAUUCAGGGUGCGAUUGAAGGUUGAUUGCCUGGUUUGACUAUUUGUACGCCAAUACAAUAUGUUUUUCGAUGGAUAUGGAUAUCAUGGGACGUCAUUUGAGCAGACAUACCGAUGUUACCCUGCAUCAUUUAUUGAAAAGCCUCAAAUUGAAAGUGGUGAUAAAAUUAUAAUGCCUCCUUCUGCCCUCGAUCGCCUUGCAUCUCUACAUAUUGACUAUCCAAUGCUGUUUGAGCUCCGGAAUGAUGCUGCUGAACGCAUCUCUCAUUGUGGGGUUCUGGAGUUUAUUGCAGAAGAAGGCAUGAUUUAUAUGCCUUACUGGAUGAUGGAAAACCUCCUCUUACAAGAGGGAGAUAUAGUGCGAGUAAAAAAUGUGACUCUUCCAAAGGGAACAUAUGUUAAAUUACAACCUCACACGAAGGACUUUUUGGAUAUAUCCAAUCCGAAAGCUAUCCUAGAAACAACAUUACGGAAUUAUUCCUGCUUAACAACUGGGGAUAGUAUUAUGGUGGCAUAUAACAACAAAAAGUAUUACAUUGAUAUUAUUGAAACAAAACCUUCCAAUGCAAUAAGUAUCAUUGAAACAGACUGUGAGGUGGAUUUUGCACCUCCACUGGAUUACAAGGAACCUGAAAAACCAGCUCUAUCUAUUCCACAAAGCAAGGCAACGUCUCAAGUUGAAGAGGAUCCUGCUGAAAAUGAACCAAAAUUCAGUCCUUUUACUGGAGUGGGAAGACGCUUGGAUGGAAAACCUUUGAAGCAGCAGCCUGCCCCAGUUUCUUCACAAGGGUCCAAAGACAAGCAACCUGCUGUUGCCAAUGGUAGGGGACAACCUUCUGUGGGGUCUAGUUCACAGGAUACUGCACGGCAGCCUCAAGGAAAACUAGUAUUUGGUUCAAAUGUUAGCCGUGCUCCCAAGGAAGCUCAGAAGGAAGCUGGAAAAGAGACCAAGAAAGAGCAAAAUGAAAAGAAAGAAGAACCAAAGUUCCAGCCUUUCACAGGCAAGAAGUACUCAUUGAAGGGUUGAUUUGUAUUAUCCGACAAUUGAUACCUUUUAACCUGUUAUGCUUUACUCAUCCUUGAUCAGGCAAAAGCAAUAGAAUUAUGUGUUUAUAUGGGAUAUUGUAUUAUUGAAAGAUGGAAUUUUAGGUUCCAAAGGGAAGCAAGGAGUACAUACCCUUGUUUGACAUGACUUUCGAGCUUCAAGUUGACUUAAGGUGUUCCUGCUGUUCUAUCUCUUUUUAUAGUCAUGCUAAUACCCAAGCAUAAGCAUCAUAAUGACUAUGGUGAUGUAAGGGUGUAUUGAACUUGAAUUUAAAUAUAACAGGGGUUGUUAUCUUCUUCCUAA
This is a messenger RNA of Jatropha curcas, 1449 nucleotides long. Its product is annotated as ubiquitin fusion degradation protein 1 B. Gene Ontology annotation, molecular function: polyubiquitin modification-dependent protein binding. Gene Ontology annotation, biological process: ERAD pathway; ubiquitin-dependent protein catabolic process. Lineage: Eukaryota; Viridiplantae; Streptophyta; Magnoliopsida; Malpighiales; Euphorbiaceae. The record is from RefSeq and is a predicted model, not a curated record. Gene Ontology annotation, cellular component: VCP-NPL4-UFD1 AAA ATPase complex.